This is a messenger RNA of Pochonia chlamydosporia 170, 1059 nucleotides long. RefSeq lists its product as hypothetical. The coding region runs from base 1 to 1059 and encodes 352 amino acids. The transcript is spliced from 3 exons. Lineage: Eukaryota; Fungi; Ascomycota; Sordariomycetes; Hypocreales; Clavicipitaceae. The record is from RefSeq and is a predicted model, not a curated record.
AUGGCCACCGGCCCCGGAACAGUCCUCAUCAACACCCUCGGCGUCAUCGCCGGCGCCCUAGGCAUCUUUGGUUUCAUGCAGAACCAGGUCGACAGAGCCGGUAAAGACGAUCUAGUAUUCAGCUUCAAGAUUGGCCUUGACGGCGCUCACGGGCCCGGCACACCUCCUCUUACCGAAGCAGGGGGAAAUUUACCUGAUAUACGUGUCUUUGACAACCAAGGCAACUUCCUGGGCAUGGCGACCAACGACCGCAAUAAGUGUGAGUCAGGCGAAGACAAUUGUUUAGCAAAAGUCCCGGGGCCGAUAAAACAGCAACCGUCGUAUGCGUUGUUUACUGCAAAUGACGAUGCGUUGUGUGUUGCGUGGGCGAGCGUAACUUAUCCUGGUGGUGAUAAGUACGGAUGGGUUGGGAACUGGGCCAAGGAGUGCAAUGCGCCAUGGUACUAUUCGGACAUUGAUGUUCAGACUAGCAAUGGCUCGGAUAAGUUGUUUUGCGCCUGGAUGGACUCAAAUGGCGAUCAGCCUACAACCGGUAUUCAGAUUCACUGGCCAGAGUUCCACGAGGGCUUCAAGGGUAACGGAAAUGAUCCCAAUUUCUACUGCCAGGACAACCCUGCCCUCCGAUUCAUCAAGGAUAAAGACCCUCAUGGCAUCACAUUCUGGACCAAGAAGCGCGACCUCUUUGCUAUCAACCCUUCCACGGCUAUUAGCGAACUUGCCCCUCCAGUGAAUCGUGAACGAGACGUAGAGCGCAUCAAGAGAACUCUCGCCAAUGACAACCGUCUCAUUCGAUCUGGACAUGCCGGCCAUUCUGCCAAGGAAUUGUGUGAGAGUAAGAAUUCUGUCGGACCGAGCUUUGUUUCUCAGAGUGAGCGGGCUUUCUGUCAUAUGCCUGAUAAGAAGCUUUAUCAGUUUUGUGAUGAUGUUCAGUCGGGUGCGUGCUGGGAUGACAAGGAGCAGAAGUUGUCGUCUAAGGCGGCGAAGGGUCAGGCUGCGGGUUUGGCUUCUGUGCCUGAGGUCAAGUUCGAUAAGGCUAUUGCUUGGGGUGUGAGCAAGUAA